AUGGCUGACGUUGAACAAACAUCUCCAGAAGAUGUCAAAAAUCAGACAUAUUAUGAGAAAUUGAUGGAGAAUCCGUAUGUUAAGCAGGCCAUCAAUGUCUACUCGAAAACAAAGGAAAUUCAUCCGUUGGUGAAUUCGACCCUCACCGCUGCUGAACAGAAGGCCUUUGACAGUUAUAAUACUCUUUACGUGAAGCCAAAGGAAAACGCUUGCGAAUAUCUAUCAUAUGGUCAGGAAAAGGCGAAGAAUGCUGUUGAGACCAGUAAACAAGCCGCAAUUCUCGGUGGAACCUAUGGUAUUGGCGCCGCCGUUGUUCUCACCCAAUUUUCAUUGGCUCUGAGCGCUGGAGGCGCAUCUAUGAUUUUGGAUCAGGUUGAUAAUGCGAAGCAGAUUGGAGCCGGAACGUUGUCGUCGUUGAGACAAGCACAGCUUGCCAUUGAGCACAGAAUCAUGUCGGCAGUUCACCAGGCACAACGCAUGGCUAUGGUGCCAAUAGAAAAAAUAUCUGAAAAUACGAACGCUCUUCUCGAUAUUCUCGAUGCUGCCAUUGAAAAUGCCCUUCAAGUGAAAGUUACUAACGCCCCAGAAGCGACAAUCACUCAACGAGUGUCAAAUCUGGCAUCCGUCAUCGUACAAGGAUUAUCACAGAAGGCGCACAAUCAUGUCAUUGAUCCCGUCAAUGACCAAGUCAAUAUCCUUCUUGAAAAAUUGAGCAAAAGCUUUAUUUUGGUUGAUGUGUUGAGGGCUCAGAAGCAAUGGGUUGUUGAUAAGGUUGGAGAAGUGUCGUCAACAGUAUCAGAGUACAAGAAACAAAUCGAAACGGAAGCUGCUCAAUACAAAGUCGCCCCUGAAGAAAUGUUGAUGAAGAGCAUUCGAAGCACCUCAUUGCAGCUCAGUGAACGUCUUAAAUCUCUUCGCGAAAAGGGGCAAAACGUUUUUGGAGAUAACAACCGCAUUGACUCGGCAAUCGAUUAUUUGGAGAAACUCGAGAAGAACUUCACAGACGCUGAAAAUGUGUACAAAGUUCGAGAUGAGGUCCUCAACGAAGCCAGACAACGCCUGACCGAGUUCACAACUCUCGCCUCAAAUCUCCUGGUCCGUCCACAAACAGAGUAA
Messenger RNA from Caenorhabditis bovis, 1116 nucleotides. Lineage: Eukaryota; Metazoa; Nematoda; Chromadorea; Rhabditida; Rhabditidae. The record is from the annotation of a GenBank genome assembly.